AUGAUGGCAUCCACUACAGAUGAUUUACCCUCUUGUAGCAAAAUGUCCACCGAGGGCAUAAAAGUUGAUGACAUUGUUAUAAAUAAAAUUCCAGUUGUUUUGCUGACAAAGUUGGAUCCAGACAUCUUUUCUAGGAAAAUAAUUACUGUGGAUGAAAAAGGAAUAACCACAGCUGACACAAAGAAAUCAGAGGCUAAAAAGAGAAGUUACUUGAACGAUGAUGAUGCACUUUCCGAUGUUUCUAUAACAUUUUCGGACAGUGAUGAUAUGCCCAAAGAGUUGACAACCAAUAAGACAGGCAAGAAGGGUGGAAAAGAAAUUGCUAGCAAAGAAUUCAAAAGACAUAAACCAGAUACUUCAUCAGUGAAAGUUGAUAAGUUAAACAGGAAUGGAAAUCUGCAUUCGUCACACAAAUAUGGUGCUCAGAGGAAGGCAGGACCUGUUUCUAAAACAGAUGUUGAUUCACAAGGUCGUCAGUCCAGGCCUGGAGCGUCAUCACAGAGUUCUAAGCAUAAAGCUGGCAAGCGGACUUUAGAGCCUGCUGAAGGUGACUCUCACAGUUCGAAGAAAAGUAAGGCCGAGGUGACAGUGGAGACAAUUAUUGGAAGUCCUUGGCAGGCGACGACGAGCAAGACAGACAAGCCUCACAACAGCAACGCAAGAUACAAGCUGUUCCUCGGUCCAUUCCAUGUGUCAGCGUUGAAAAGUGAGUUGUUCAGAAAGUUCAUCAACUUGGCAGCCGACUGUGUGGUUAGUUUCAACAAGAAGAACGGCACAAUUGGAGCCUAUAAUGGGAGUGUUGACCUCUUCUUUGGAGACUAUUUGACACUUGAGUCGGCCAUGCAGAGACUGUGUCAAUUCCCAGGGUUUGAUGACAAGUCUGUGGUAAAAGGCACCAUCACCUGCUUUGAAAUCAGGCCUGUUGACGGAGAACAAAAAUGGAAGGCACAUUUUACAGCCAAAUUGUUAUUUCGCUUCUGUGCAGAUAAGAAAGAGAAGUUAGAGCGAUUAAUUGCCAAUAAAGGCAGGAAAAUGGAGGACACAAAACGAACAUGUGUCCAGCUACAUCAGAUUCCCUUUCAGAUCAACGAAGAGAUGUUAACCUUGCUCUUCCCAUUUUCCAUUGGUGUUAAAAUUUCAGAGUCUGUGAAGAAAGAUGUGAAAGGGCCCAUUGAGAUUGAGUAUGAGAACAAGGAGUGGAUGGAAGCUGUUCUAGCGUGCUUCCAUAAUUUUUCUGUAUCCGUAAGCCAGCCCUACGACAAGAUCUUCAAGCUUAUCAUCAGGAAUCUUCCUCUACCCAGUGCUAAAUCACAAGAAAAGUCUCCAGUAUCUGUAAAGCAGAGACAGACAACAGGUUUCAACAGAGAUGGGCACUUUCAGAAAGGGAAAAGCAGCCUCUUGGGUAAAUACCAACCAAGAACCACUUCUGUGGGAGAUAGAAAUAUCGGUGCUUUCAACCAGAGCCCACGUGCAAACAUGGGACACGUCAAUAGAGGAGGUCUUAUAAACAGAGGUCUUAUAAACAGAGGAGGUUUUAUAAACAGAGGUGGAUUUGUAAACAGAGGAGGAUCCAUCAACAGAGGAGGAUCCAACAGAGGUCCCAUCCAAAACAGAAGCCCAGUUAUGGCUGACAGAAACAUACAGUCACAAAUGGCAGCUCAACAUGAAGCGAGUCAAGAUGCCAUACGCCAGAUUGCCAUUUCUAAAGGUUUAGACCCAAAUAAUACAGAGAUUCUAAAGGUCAUAGAGAUGAAGACUCACCUGGAGCACCUGCAGACUAUGGUUCUGCACCAAAAGGCUGAGGCAAGAUCCUUGGAGAUGAUGCAGGGUCAGCAGGCAGCCAGUGAGCGUCGUCUGCAGCUGCAGAACUUGGCUAUGGAACAAGCACAUGAAGAUGCAGGCGCUCGGAGACUAUUGGCAGCCCAGCAGGCACAGCACGCUAGGGAGUUUGAGGACCAACGCCAGGCUGACAGCUCCUGGCCUAGGGAUGACAUCUUGCGACAUGGUUUUGAGAUAGCAAGAGAAAGGGAGAUGCUAAGAGAAAGAGAGAUUGCUAGAGAAAGGGAGAUUGCUAGAGAAAGGGAGAUUGCUAGAGAGAGGGAGAUUGCAAGAGAGAGGGAGAUAGCAAGAGAGAGGGAGAUGGAAAGAGAGAGGGUGAUGAUAAGAGAGAGGGAGGUAGAAGAGAGAAGGCAGCGAGAAGAAUUUGAAGCAGUCCGUGCUCAGGCGAUUAUUGCAGACCGAUUAAAACAGAUGUCAGAAGUCAAGGCAAAUUCUAAUCGUGGAAGGCACUUGCAGAAGAAUACUCGCAUCAACUCACAACAGGUGUCCCCAUUUGCAACAAAUUUGGCUGAGAAAACAGGCAGGGCAGACAACCGUAACAUAAUGCCAUUUGGUGAUGCCCCACCUACCCAGGGCCUUCUGGGUGCUGCACCUGAUGCAGCUGCUGGUAGAAAUAAAGGUGUUCCAGAUGUGGACAGACCAGGCACAGGCAGGUCAGAGUUGCAGAAGGAACGAUAUCCCCAGAGAGCACCACAGCCUGGCCAGAACUAUAGGGAGGACAAAAGAGAAUCUGAAAACACGAGAUUUCCAGGAAAGCGUCCAAGAUGGAACAAUGAACAAGACAUGGAAUAUGGUUACAACGCAGUUAAUACAAUGGACCUGGACCCCGAUAGAAACGACAGACCUUUAGAUUUCAACAGACCUCGGCCUAGACUGUCAGCAGAACAGGCUUUCAAGCAAGACAUUGAAAGAACUAAGGCAGUUCUAACUACCCGCCAAGAUACAGGUAGGCACUCCAAAUCUGGGGGCCUUUUAGACCUGCCGAGAUCACACUUUGAGGACGUCAGAGAAAGACACGCUCUGCCACUGCAGUUUGGUAAAAAUGCGGUGAAGAAGACACCACUUGAGAUAGAAGAAGAGCGACGAAGAAGUGCAGAACUGAACCUGACCACAGGGAUGGAGAGAAACGCACGAAACUUUGGUGGUUUACAGCCAUCUGCUAAAAAAUUUCCUGGUGUUGGCGGUGUCAAAGGUCAUAGUGGAGUGGAGAGGACGGACUACGGUGGUGCACGAGAUGUAGCCAGUAUCAGGGCAUCCAGGGAGGACUUGCAAAGAGGUGGAACUAAUGUGAGAGGUGCUCAGAGAGGCAGGCCGUUUAACAGAGGGCAGCUUCCAUCUCAGCUGAAUAAAAAGAUUCAGCCACUAGAACAUGUUGAUACAACAGAAUACAAUGUUCCUUGGAGGAGAGCUCAGCAGGAUACAGUCAGAGCCCAAGAUGAGCAAGCAUGGCCAGAAGUACGAGGAGGCCAGGAGCUUUACGAGUACGACCAGGAAGGUUAUGGACAUUCAUAUCCAGAAACUGAUGCUAAUUACAACAGGAAAAAUGAACAAAGAAGACCUGCAGCUCGAGGUGGCUACCGGGCAUCUCAAGAAUACAAGGUGCAGGCUGAAGUGGCAGCACUGAAAGCAAAGCCUUUACUGGCUUAUGGAGAAGAGCAGGUAGAAGGUUACUAUGGUGCAAAAGCACUGAAGAAACCUUAUGAAGCCAGAGAGAGCUUCCAGAGAGGUGAAGCAGAUUAUGAGUUAAAUUAUGGCGAGUAUGAAGAGCAAGACUAUGCUGCAGAGACUGGAUAUGGCCAAGAGAGUGCAAGACCUGCAGGCAGGGGAAGACAGGUGGCUCAGGCAAGAGAACAGAGGGCUGGAUUACUGGCUGGCAGAGGAGGCAGGACAUUGGCAGCAAGAGGCGGCGGAGGGUUGGCAGCUAGAGGCGGUGGAGGGUUGGCAGCUAGAGGCGGAGGAAUGGCUGCGAGAGGUGGGCAUGCCAGUUUUGAGAGGCCUGUCGAGUCAGCACAAGGAAGAGGGGGGCACAGCUUGCGAGGUGGAAGGCUAUCAGAUGCGAGAGGCGAUGGUCUUCUUCCGACCCCCAAACAGUUAGAAGAUCCUUACUAUGAAGAAGGGAAUGGCGAGACCUACCCUGAACAGACUGGUGAUGAUUUUAGCCACUUCCAAGCACAGCAUGUGGCUAGAAGUAGAAUACAGCCACAGCUGGCUCAGCCACACCAACGCUUGGCCCAGUCCAAUCAACUGCUAGGUCAGAGAAGUGGAGUCAACUUCUACUAG
Molecule: messenger RNA, 4119 nt
Organism: Candidula unifasciata
Lineage: Eukaryota; Metazoa; Mollusca; Gastropoda; Stylommatophora; Geomitridae
Source: the annotation of a GenBank genome assembly